GAGAGAACGCGUUGCAUUAUUUCGCGGACGCGCGCCGAUCGUCAAACCCGCCGCCGCCGACGCCGCCCCGCACACGAGCGUUGCGUAUUAGUCGUCGUGUUAUUAUAUAGUUGUGGUGCUGCUGCUCGACGAGAUGAACUGCACGUCUUGACGAGUCCUCCGUCGCCGCUGCAAUACAGCCGCAGUCGCAUGUUAUAUUCCUGUGGCGACACACUGCGCACAGUCUUCGUAUAAUAAUAUAUCGCAUGUUAUUAUACACACAGUGCACAUUGCGCACGACCGUCACGCAGUAUAGACAUACACAUUUAUCGCCGCCGCAAUAGUACAAUAUUAUUAUCAUAUCACCAUCGUCGUGUCAGUACGUCGACGACCGCGUGCGUGUACAUCACACCUGCAGAAGCUGUACGCGUGCGUGCGAUAACGCCGUCUCGUUCGUUUCUGCUGAACUAUCAGCCGGCCGGAAUAUAUACGUCGCACAUCAGCUAAAACUGUUGCACAAACAUCACAUACAAAAUGCAUAGAAAUUAUUUGCUAUUUUCACUCCUCGGUAUCUUAGCCGUUGCGUGUGCCUUGMCGAACGAUAGGAGGCCAUUCGUUCGAGUCAUCACUGAACCGAAACCGGGAGAAGAAUAUGUUAGCAUUCACACUGCAAUGCCUUCGUCAGCCAUCCAAGGCAAACCUUUGGAGAGCGAUAUGGACGUGAAAAUCCUUGAUGAAGGACAAACGGGCAUAAAAGAAGUCGAAGGUUCCGUGCCAAUGGAAGAAAAAAUUUACGCGCAUAAAAAAUUGUACCCAUCUAACGAAGACGGACAAAAGAGAUCAAAGGCGGAAAAAAAAUAUGCUGCGCCAAUUGAUACAGAUGAUAUUUCUCCAGACAGCUUUGUCACAAAGCCAAACAAAUCAAAGAAUAAAAGGGAAGAAGAUACUCGGAGCCCUUCUAACAAAGAAGACGAUGGCUUGUUCGACUUCGUGGACUCCCCGUACGGRAACCAACAAAUAGUUGGUUCAGCUUCUUCUCAGGCGUCCCGGGUAAAUAUYAAAAAAGCACCUAAUGGCCAAGAAUAUGAAUACGAGUACGUCUAUUAUUAUUACGACGAAGAUGAAGAACACGCAAAACCCGGUUCCAAAACUAGUCAGAGCACAUCAAAUUCGCCACCAACCAGUUYAAAACCCAACAAGGAUGUCAAAGAAAACAACAGCAAAUCUAAAAAACCUGCAGUUGUACAAGAUGAAAAUCAAUUUGUACAAAAUACCAGCAAGRGCAGGUUUUCUGCAGUAGAACAUACUGUUACUACAGAAGAACCUGAAGGACAUGUCAAUUUUGCAGUUAAUGAUAUAGCUGAACACAAUAGUAAAACAAAGGAAUCUGGACGUAAUCUUGAAGAAGCUCUAUCAGUUCCGUCAUCUUCGCUGCCGGUUUCCGAAGAGCGUCUUCCACAUAAUCCUAGAUUCCCUGUCCGAUCUCGUGGCAACUCAAAACCUGCUCAGGAAAUUGCCACAACAGCUGCACCAGUUACAGAUACCCCAAUUACUCGGAUUCGGGCGAAUAAUAACGGCCCACACCAACCAGGUCUGGAUUUGGUGGAYAGCAACGUUUUUAGAACUCAUUCUACCAAUGGUCAACAUGCGCAGGUUACUUCGCCGAGACAUGAAAGUCACAGAGAUGCUGUGGUACAAACAACCGCGAUGCCAGCAGAUCAAGUAGCAACUAUUAAUAACGCUUAUAACACUCAGCUGACAGAAACAAUAGUAUCUGUAACAGAGCCAGUUAGCUUAGAUCGGAAUCAAGACAAUACCGAUGUGGAUACUAAGGGAUUAUCAUUGACGACGGCAUUAACCCCCGACGAGGUCGCCACGGUCGUCACCCAACGUUAUACCCCAGGAUCGACGGACAAAGGCGCAGUAGACCUGUACGCCAUUUUGCAGCAAACCCGUAGCGAAGAAACGGCCAAUACGAUAUUGUCGAGUGAACAUUCAACAAGGUUUGAAGACACUGAAACUCAGUACCCGACUACUUUAAGGCUGGCUCCAACUACGACUACAACUACCACAACACAAGCGCCGACAACAACGACAACAACAACCACCACUACCACCACUCAAGCACCGGCACCAGCACGCCAAGCUCCUGGAUCCGGACCGGUGCGCAGCCGAUACCGAGGUGGUUCCGUGGGUAGCAGGAACACCUUGACUUCGACCACUUCGACGACAACUGAGCUACCACCAUCUGAAGAGGUCACAGAAAAACGUAAAUUCAAACCUUCCCGAGAACGCAACACACAGGGAUCUGUUUACAGUAAGAGAUAUCAAUCUUCUACAGCUGCUCUCGAUAAAGAGACUUCCACUUCUGAAAGCGAAGUAGUAACAAAAGCACAAAAACCUUCAUUUGGUCGACAAAGAACACGCGCAAGCAAACCCAUAUCUACAAGCACAGUUCAAAUUGAUGAAAAUGUAGAGGUUACAUCAGCAGCGCCAAAGCCCAACUUUGCAGAAAGAUCCAACUUAAGGAGACAGAAUAGUAGAAAUAAAUUUACAACUUCCGCUUCAACAACUACAACAACAGCACCAGUACAACCAGUAACUGAAGAGAAUGAAAGUAAUGUUUCUGAACUUGAAGUUUCAGAGCCAACGACCACAACUGCUAAAGCUAUUGCAGGAGGUAGACUGAGGCCAAAUAUUAGACCAUUGAGACCAGGUUUGAGAUUGAACUUUGGAGGAAAGGGAUCAUCAACAACAGCAGCUCCAGUAUCAUCAACAACUCAAGCACCUAUCGUAGAAAGUUCAUCAGAUGAAGUAGAAGAAAAGGAACUGGUACAWGAAACGAGCCCAACUCCAACACCUGACACACUUUCAAGACUUAAGAACAAAUCUAGAUUCAGAGUACCAGAAAAACAAGGUCCACCAGCACCAAAACAACAAACUCUAGCUCCUCCCGUUACUGGCCAAAAUAGAAAGAAUUUAUUAUCUAAUUUGUUGCCCAAAAAGAAAUCGAUUCAAACUGAAGAGCCUCCAGUACUUGAGGAUGUGAAACCAGUUUUAGAAAAUGAACAGGAAAACGACCAAGGUGCAGAAUUACAAAACGAAGAAGACAUUGAUCGACAACAACCAUCGUCUACCACGACCAGCACAACUGAGGCACCUCCAUCAUCUACAAACAAAUUAUCAUCUUUGUUAAAGAGAAGGCCACUGCAAAGAAGACCUGCAGUUGAUCUACCUAGCAGACAAUCAAAUCAAGAUGAAUGAUAAAUCAAAAUUAAAUUAAAAAAACUAUUGGAUAAAAUAUGUGUAUGAACCAUAUAGAUACUAAUUUUAAAUG
This is a messenger RNA of Diuraphis noxia (Russian wheat aphid), 3316 nucleotides long. RefSeq lists its product as uncharacterized. NCBI's taxonomy places the organism in Eukaryota, Metazoa, Arthropoda, Insecta, Hemiptera, Aphididae. The record is from RefSeq and is a predicted model, not a curated record.